Molecule: messenger RNA, 264 nt
Organism: Punctularia strigosozonata HHB-11173 SS5
Lineage: Eukaryota; Fungi; Basidiomycota; Agaricomycetes; Corticiales; Punctulariaceae
Exons: 2
Source: RefSeq, a predicted model, not a curated record
GACAUCAGUGGUUACAAAUUAGAAUUGACUGAGGAAUUGCAGAAGUGCCACAUAUAUCCGCAAUUUCACAUAUCAAAACUCCAUGCUUAUGUAUCAAAUGACGACACCAAGUUCCCAGGCCGGGAACCUGCCGCCUUCUAUGACUUCAGGCAACCGGUUUCGACACCGGAUGACUUUAAAUACGAGGCCGAAGAAAUUGUUGCUCACGAGUGGCAGAGACAAAGUACCCUAUUUCUUGUUCGAUGGACUUUUGGAGAUAGCUCA